Molecule: messenger RNA, 1664 nt
Organism: Zootermopsis nevadensis
Lineage: Eukaryota; Metazoa; Arthropoda; Insecta; Blattodea; Termopsidae
Gene: pelo
Product: pelota mRNA surveillance and ribosome rescue factor
Biological process (GO): nonfunctional rRNA decay; nuclear-transcribed mRNA catabolic process, non-stop decay; ribosome disassembly
Cellular component (GO): cytoplasm
Source: RefSeq, a predicted model, not a curated record
UAUUUCCUUUACUUCCGGUGUAUUGUGGAAGUAGGUUGUAGGUGUACAAGGUGGAAAGGAACAUGAACUAUUUACACGAACUAUUCAUCGAAUUUCCGUCUUCUGUAAUGACCAUUAAAGAGUCCACUUCGAAAUGAAACUGAUUAAUAAAAAUGUUGAUAAAGAUGGAAGAGGGAGUGUCACCCUCAUACCAGAAGAGUCAGAGGAUAUGUGGCAUGCGUACAACCUCAUUAGCGAAGGAGAUUGCGUCCGUGCCUCCACGAUAAGAAAGGUGCAAAAUGAGUCAUCAACUGGCUCAUCAACAAGUAGCAGAGUUCGUACAACAUUAACGAUCCGCAUUGAAAACAUUGAUUUUGAUACACAAGCAUGUAUGCUAAGACUGAAAGGUCGUAACAUAGCAGAAAAUCAGUAUGUUAAGAUGGGUGCAUACCACACCAUAGACCUGGAAGUGAAUCGUAAAUUUACACUAGCUAAAUCAGAAUGGGAUUCUGUUGCACUAGAGCGAGUUGAUACAGCAUGUGAUCCUACACAGCAUGCAGAUGUAGCUGCUGUUGUGAUGCAGGAAGGAUUAGCACAUAUUUGUCUAAUCACAUCUAGCAUGACUUUGGUACGAGCCAAAAUAGAUCAGUGCAUUCCACGUAAAAGAAAAGGCAAUGUAAAGCAACAUGAAAAGGGUUUACAACGAUAUUUUGAGAGUGUCAUGCAAGGAAUUCUCCGCCAUGUUAAUUUUGAUGUGGUGAAGUGCAUCCUCAUUGCCAGUCCUGGCUUUGUACGUGACCAGUUCCAUGAGUACAUGUUCCAGCAGGCUGUAAAGUUGGACAACAAAAUAUUGCUAGAGAAUAAGAGUAAAUUCAUGCUGAUCCAUUCCUCAAGUGGCUUCAAACAUUCACUCAGAGAAGUCCUGACAGACCCUUCAGUGAUAGCAAAAAUGGCCGAUACCAAAGCAUCUAGUGAAGUUCGAGCUUUAGAAGCAUUUUACACCAUGCUGCAGACUGAGCCUGCAAAAGCUUUUUAUGGUACCAAACAUGUUGAAUGUGCUAAUGAAGCUCAGGCAAUUGAAACAUUACUCAUAUCAGAUAAUCUCUUCCGAAUCCAGGAUGUGAAACUGCGGAAACGAUACGUGGCCCUGGUAGAUAGUGUUCGUGAAUCGGGUGGUGAAGUAAAGAUUUUCUCAAGUAUGCAUGUUUCUGGAGAACAACUCGAUCAGUUGACAGGAGUGGCAGCAAUUUUGCGCUUUCCAAUGCCUGAAUUAGAUGAUGAUGAAGAGGACAGUGACCAUGAAAACUGAACUAAAUAGAAAUUUGAUACUAUAAACUGUGCUUCAUAUAUGCAAGGAUGUAUUUAUUUUUUCACAAGCAUAUGGGAAAGUAUCUUGUUUUUAUUUAAAUAUUGAAUUGUAACUUAAUUUAUAAUUGAUGGCCAAGUAACCUAUAUAUGAAUUGAUCAGCUGCAUUACUGUGUGAUGGCAUAGGCAGGUUGAUAUUUUCUGACUCCCUAGUUUGGUAAGUUCUAUUUUAGUUUCCUUGUCUUUCUUUUGUGGUUGUGCAAUGUGUAAGGCCAAGUCAUUUUUUUGUUCCACUGAUGAAGUGUUACUAUAAAUAUUUGUACUCGUGUUGUACAUCUCAUAAAACUAGUGACUAUAAAAUCCACAUAGUACCUGUGUA